UUCCGCCAUGGAAGUUCUUUACGAGUCAGCAAAUUUUUCGAUAAAAUGACUAGUUCAGUUGAAGUAAUUGAAGAUAAUUCACAAUUGAACGAAAAUGAAACUAACAUGGAUUUUGCAACUUCUGAAAAACAAGAAGCACGUGCAUUUUUACGUGAACGAUUUCUCCGUGUAAUUACUGGAAUUGUUGGUAAACAAGCAGAUUUUUACUUAUACGAAAAUACGCGGGUUUCUGCCGAGUUUAGAGGUUGUGAUGUAGAAUGCUUGGAAGUAUAUACACGAAAUUUGGAAACACCAUUGGGCAAGAUUCCAGAAGCUGUUCUAAGAACAAGUGACAUUAUUUAUAUGGAUAUGAAUGACAUUAAUGUAGUACAAUAAAUUUUCAAAAUACAGAUCGCCAAAGUUCAAGUGGCUACGUCGAAUAAAGCUUCGACGCAUCACAUCUCGAGAUCGAAUAAUUUUGACGCCGCGUCGAAAGACGUGAGGAAUUUAAAAAUUAACAAGGAAACGAGGCGAAAGGAAUUCGAUUUUGGGAAUGAAGAGAGAUACAGAGAGGAUUUACAGAAUUUUUCGGAGGAACGGGGAAAAUCAUCGAUCGUUCACUGCAGAGCAAUUCGAGAUGUUUACAUACCAGAAGUGAAACGGAAUCUACCAGCUGUAGCGUGUAAAUUUGGCAAUAAUACUUUCAUUUUAUCAAGCGAAAGAUUUCUCGAAGAUCGACGAUUAUAUCUGGAUAUAAGAAUCGACGAGAAUAUAUUUGAAAGUAUAAAAUAUACUUCGAAAAUGUCCAGAGCCAA
This is a messenger RNA of Apis dorsata (giant honeybee), 794 nucleotides long. Its product is annotated as gem-associated protein 7-like. Gene Ontology annotation, cellular component: SMN-Sm protein complex. The transcript has 3 exons. The record is from RefSeq and is a predicted model, not a curated record. Bases 46 to 375 code for a protein of 109 amino acids. Gene Ontology annotation, biological process: spliceosomal snRNP assembly. NCBI's taxonomy places the organism in Eukaryota, Metazoa, Arthropoda, Insecta, Hymenoptera, Apidae.